Eriocheir sinensis (Chinese mitten crab) is the source of this 7431-nucleotide messenger RNA. It is a transcript of the gene jhamt, whose product is annotated as juvenile hormone acid O-methyltransferase-like. Bases 216 to 1031 code for a protein of 271 amino acids. The transcript is spliced from 6 exons. The record is from RefSeq and is a predicted model, not a curated record. Lineage: Eukaryota; Metazoa; Arthropoda; Malacostraca; Decapoda; Varunidae.
AUCAACUCUCUUGGAGGGGUGACGCCUGAAUAGGCCAGCAACUGACUUUGUUGUUUGCUGUGCCUUCCCAGUGGAAACCCUCCUCCCUUACGCUUAUUUUUUCUCAGCUUUGUCCUCUGAAUUGAGAAAACACGAGAGAUUCUUACUUAUUUUCAAUUAAAAAGAACGGGAUAAUCUUUUUAAUAUCUUCAAUCAAUUAAAGGAAGCUAAACAAAAUGGAGGACGCCCAACUGUACGUGUCUGCCAACGCCAUGCAGCGACGAGAUGCACUGCUGGUCCUGAGCGAGUACCUGCCGCAGAUGUCCUGGCGGGAGGAGGGCGAAGCUGUCCUGGACGUGGGCUGUGGCUCAGGAGACGUGACUCGCAACCUCUUGAUGCCUUUGCUGCCACGCGUGGAGCAAGUGGUCGGCGUCGACGUUUCAAGAGACAUGGUGAACUUUGCUUCUAAGACAUUCGAACACAAUUCUCUCUCCUUCCAUCAUCUGGAUAUUGAACGAGCCGUGCAGCCGCGACAGGCAUUUCCUGAUGGCUUCAGUAAGGUGUUUUCCCUCUACUGCCUACACUGGGUUAAGGAUCAAGAAAGGUGUUUGAACAACAUUUACCAGUUGCUUCAGCCCGGAGGAGAAACUCUGUUGGUUUUCCUCGCACGUAAUCCUUUGUUUACCAUGUACGAGAAUAUGAGCAUGAAGGACCGCUGGCAACCCUACAUGCAGGACGUGAGCAACUUCGUGUCGGUGUUCCAGCACAAGAACGAUCCCGCCCAAAUAAUGGCUGACCUGGCCGAGGAGGUUGGCUUUGAGGUGCUGUCCUGCGAGGCGCCGACAUUUGAAUUUGUCUUCGAAAACAUAAACUACUUGAAGAACGCCAUCAAGGCCGUGAACCCAUUCCUGAAGCGUGUGCCUUGUGAAGAGCAGGAUGCCUUUCUCUUGGACUGCCUUGAUGAGCUGGCUCGCCUUAAGACACAACGCAGCGAUGGUAAAAUGGUUGCCCGCUACUCACUCAUGGUGGCUCACUUGCACCGCGUCGAGUGAUGGAUAGUGUGCUGGUAAAAGACUGGUCAUAUUUCCCUUAUAACAGUUUAUCCAUCCUGACAUCCUCCCCCUCCCCACCCCCAUGACUGAUCCCUGUGAAUAUAUUCCCCUUGCGACAUUCGCCCCUGACAGAUUCCCUUUUAGACAUUUCCCUUCAUGAUAUAUAAUUCCUUCCUCUCGGACAGAUUCCUCAUAGACAUUUUCCCUCUGACAGAUUUCCCCUUGGAUAUAUUCUGGUCCAGAAAUUCAUCCCGUUGUAGAUUCCAUCCUGGACAUUUUCCUCUGUCAUACACCACGUUACCGAUUCCACCAUAGAUAUUUCCGUCUAAACAUUUCCUCCAGGAGACUUUAACUCCCGUAAAGUAUGAAGUGGAUAUGUCCAUAUGUCUAUAUGGAUAUGUUCAACGGAGAAAAAUUAAAGCGGGAAAUUUUCAAGGAAGAAAUGCUGGAUUGGUCAAUGAUGAAAUGUUCAUGGGAGAAAUUAAUUUAGUGGGAAUUUUUAAGGGGAGAAAAGGUCUAGGGGGUAAUUGUCAUGGAGGAAUGUCUGGAAAGAGAAAUAUCUAUGGAGAGGUAAAGCAGUGUCCCGGGGAGAGAAGGUCCGGAGAGGUAAAUGCCCUACAUUAGUGUAGCAAUAGUGUAGCCCUGAGAUGGUUGUGUGGAAAAUUCCCAAUGAUUGAUGAGUGUCCUAGGUGUUGAUGUGCCUUCAAAUGUUACGUGAUAAUGUCUCCUUAAAUGUUUUCUAAUAAGGUACCCGGGAAUUUUAUGUGAUGGUGUCCCUAUAGAUGUUUGUUGUAGAAGUAAUGUAACGGUGUCCCUGAUAUUAUUUUGCGAUAGUGUUCCUUUGAAUGUUAUGUGAUGGUGUACAUGGGAAUAUGUGAUGGUGUACCUGGGAAUGGCAUAUAAUGGGGUCUCUGGAAAUGUUGUGUGAUAGUAUUGCGGAGAUGGAAAUGUCACAUGAUGGUGUCCCCGGAAAUGAGAUGUUAUAGUGUCCCAAAGUGGUUGCUAUGUUAUCCCUGAGACGGUUUUCCUAAUUAAGUUAUGUAAUGGUUUCACUGAUAAUGCUAUGAGAUGGUAUCACUAACAAUCGUAUGUGAUAGUGUUUCUAAUAAUGUCAUAUUAUGGUAUUCCUGGCGAUAUUAUGUGAUGAUGUACCUAAUGGUAUAUUAGUGCAUUUCUGGGGACGGUAUGUUGUGGUAUUCCCAGUGAGAUUCCGUAAUAGUUAUGUUAUACGUACAUGGCUUUCCUAACGUUGUGUGAUCGUGUCCUCAUGGAUGAUGAAUAUCAAUACCCCAUGUCCAAUGGUAAUGUCUGAUGAUUGCGUGUUGAAGUAAUUCGGAAAUGAGAAUGAGAAUGUCUUGUAAAGGUGACCCCAGUGAUAUUAUGUGAGAAAGUAUUAACCUCUUGUCAUUCAAUUUGCCCUGUAUUUAGUGAUUGUGUAUAAACUCCUAGGUUUAAGUCAUGCUGGUUUUGUUGUUGGUGAGUUUAUCUGAUCAAGUUUUUGGUUAUGAUCCUUCGGAUUUGGGUAUGUUUUCUCAAGUGAUCCUUUUCCCAGUAGUGAUGGCUCUAAUAUAUAUUUCUCCUCUAUCUCGGCACUCUAUGUUUAUUGGCUAAUCAUGGUAGUUUUAAAUGUAUUUUUUUCUUUGUACAUGACUUUUUUUCGCUGUGAUAACGAUGCGAUAAUAAUGUGACGUCAUAACUUCAACUAAUUGCGAUUGGUUGACUCGAAAUGAGACUAAUGCCUUGAAAUUGGCACGUAAUUGACUAAUAUUCCUAUAUGGUGUAGAACAUAAGAAAGUUCAGAAAUCUGCGUCCAUGAUAUGGGGAGUCUAUAUUGAGACCCUAACGAUUCUUUCACUGUUUUCAGUGUUGACAACGGGGUUCCAUAUGCGCGCCUUGAGAUUGCGAGUAUUAUUUGUCGCUUUAUUAACACGCAAUGUAAACAAAAAAAAGUAGACGUGUUUUUUUUUUAUAUGUAAUAACGUAACUCAAAUAAGUUGGCUCAAUUCGUAUUGGAAUUACGCAAUACUCCUUUUACGCAAUCUAUUUACGAAUCAAUUUUUUGUCUGAAUCGAGAGCUAGAUGUAGUUAAAUUUCCUAAAACCAUGUCCUAUUCACGUUUCUGUUUUUAGCAUCCUGGUGAUACAUGCCUUCCGGACGACUUACGGUGAUGCCGAUAAUCUACAUAUAUUGCUUCCUUUUGGUAUAUUUAAUCGCUGUCUUCAUGCUAACUGCUCUUUUCAAACCAGUAAUAGGGAUUCCUCCUCUCCUCUGGUAGUCUUGAUGAUAUAAAAAGUUCUGCUUAGGCUAAUCCAUUGCUGUCAAACUUCCAAAUGCAAAAGUUAAUAGCAAUCUUUAUUGUUUCAUUCUCUUCACUGGUAUGCGCCUGCGCCUACUUGGUGCAGUGGUUAGUAUGACUAGCUACGAAUCCUAAGGCCCGGGUUCAAAUCCCAGUCAGGGCAGUCGGCGUGCAGCCCACCCAGCUGUUCAUCCUUCCUUUCCUGCUGGUCGAAAAAUGAGUACCUGGGGAAACCUGGGGAAGGUAAACAGUGGUAACCCGGAUGUCACACCGGCCCUGAGUAAUGGAGUAAUGGGUUCUCAACAACCACUGGCUCAAGGGCCAACACGACGGAUACGGGCACCGAGGCGACGCGCAGCUUACCGUAUGCCCCCAAUUUAACCUUUUGCCUUCAAGGGUAUACUCUCAAAUAACCUUCCUUCAUAUAUCUUAUCCUACCUAUUUUUUAACUCACUCAAGAGUGGAGUAUUUAUAGACCUCUAUAACUAAAACUGAUAAUAUUGACGGUCCUUAAGGUUAUGAUUUAGGUUUGGUUUCUUUGUUUGUCUCCAAGCAAAAAAUAUGCAAAAAAAUAUUUGUCCUUUUUCUUAUGAAACUUCAUGGACAUAGGGUGAAAAAAAUUCAAUAUAAGUUUGGGAAAACUCAGAUAAAAACUGCCUGCAAGAUGACGAUCAAAGGAUAAGAAAAUCACUCAGUGAUAGAGAACAACGGAAAAAAAAAAUAAUUAUAUAAAUAGAAAAAUAUAUCUGGGCUUUGAAGCCAUACCAUGAGUACAUCUAGGGGUACCGACGCAGUUGGGAGGUAUUCCUGCCCAGGCCAUGAGCACCUACAGCUGAUACAGGAGUGCCUCGGGAGGUCGUACGACCUAAACCAGGUAUUUGGUUUCCUGUUUCCCGAAGGAGCGGGCCAGCCCAAUUUUUUUUCCAAAAGGUGGACCAACAAAUGAUGAGGUUUAAGGAGAUAUCCGGAUCUUAAUAUGGAACCUUUUGAGAGAGGAUCGAUGCUCAGUCAUCGCAGAAGUUUGUGGUCUCCAAAUAUUCUUGUCUUUUUGGGGGGUGAGGGGAAAGGGGGGAACCAACCUGUUGUGGAUUUUUUUUUUUUGUAUGUGUAUCAUAUUGCUUUGCAUUUAACGUGCCUCCUUAAAAAGGAAACUCUGCUACUAUCGUUCCCUCAGACUAUGUGCAAUGAGCUAGAUUAAUGAAGCGUGGCAAAUGACAGUAAUUUCCUUUUCAGACUGUCUUUUUGGGUGUUAUUUCGUUACAGGUCACUCAAAACAAUAGUCUGAACCCUACUGUGAUUACUCACCACCGUCCUGUGACGUCUGACGUACAUGAUAGCCUUCGUAAAUCAAUUAUUAUAAUUUAGUAAUGACCGUCGUGCGUGGUCGUGCUUAAUACCUCCGAUUACCUCGCCGCCAUGUUUGACACCGCCGCUGAUUGGAUAGUUGUUCUUUUUUACCAGUAUUUAUUUCUGUGCUCAUGUCCAAGUUAGGAUACUGAAUGUAGCUACUAUGAUAUUUUUCUAGGGAUGUUAUAUUUAGGGAAGGUGAGGUUAGUUUGAGUAAGAUUAGUUUACAUUUAAUUACGUGGCGACGGGAAUGAAACUACUUUUUUACGGUGAUAGGUUUUUAGAUGUAGGUGAGGUCUGUUUAUGCUACUUAUACAUAAAAGGUUAGGUAAAGUUAAGUUAGGUGGUUUAGGUAAGGUUAGGCUAGGUAGGUUAAGCAAGGUUAGAUUAAAUUAGGUUAGAUUAGUUUAUAUAGUCCUCAAGACUUGAGCAAUGAUGGGUAAAGAAAUAAAUAGCCGAGUUUGUAGUCGAUAAAGAACCUUUCCCUAAUUUUGUUUGGGCGCGAUUUUUAAGCGUCGGGGCUCACUCCUGCCAUGGCUGACUGUGUGCUGGAUGUGACACAGCAGGUGUGCAAUUAUUGUACUUUUUUUUAAGAAGUACUUGAAAAAAACUCCGGUGCCAUAUCGUAUAAUCGACAUAAUGGUGUGCUCUCCAGAGAAGUGUUGUUCAAUACGUGUAACAUCCCAUGUCUCUAAAUGGAGGAUAAGCAUUUAUUGUACUCUGGAUUUUAUACAGCAAUUAAAAGAAUCAAGAGAAGGAAUCGUGCAAGUUUUGUGUGUCUGAUUACAAGGGAAGUUUUUUGGAUAAAGUUCGUCAUGAGCCGCGGAAAAUUUUAUUGUACACCAAUCACUGGUUUGAAAAACAAUGGAACCACGAUAUCGUCAUCAACAAACAAGGUAUCACUCGUGAAACUAGCUUGAACUGGAAGAGCCAUUGUUCAGCGGUGGCAGAGUUGUGGCUUGGUAACCAUAGCCCAUCGGAAGUGACGGUGUCAUCGUGGAAAUUGACGUGACUGUUCGGGAGGAGGAAAUAUGAGGUCACUGAGCAAUAUCUGAGCUUUUGGAGAAACUGAGCGGGUGUCCUAAAACUAUUUGUGGGUCCCCUUCUUGCCCCUCUGGCUGAAAAGAGGGAUUAAAAUUCUCUUAUCCCUCUAAUUAAGAAAUACUUUCGCCCAGGCUCAGUAGUGAUGAGUGACGGCUGGGGUGCGUACCGCACCUUUAGUGAACACAGGUACACGCAUCACUUUGUAAAUCAUUUAGAAAACUUCGCCGAUCCCCAAAAUCCCGCGGUCCACACUCAAAAUACUGAACAUAGCGGAUCAUAAAAUAGUUGGUGGACUGGAAUGCGUGCAGAAUAUUUUAAACAAUAUAUCCUUUGACCGAUAUCUCUUCACCACUUCAAGCGACUCGCGUUUAUCCGCCUUAUGCUGGGCGGUGCGAUGUAGACAAUGCCUCCGAAACUGCUGUCAUGGUUCACGUCGCUUUCACGUGGGCCUCACGCUUGUCCUCACAUUCUUCCACCAGUAAUAAAAAAAAGUACUACAUUAACUAAGUUCCUACGUUUGAGCAUCUCCAUGAAUUAAAUAAUUAUAUUUCUAAUAGGCUUUAAUGUGUUGUAUGUAGUCUGGCUGCCGUGUCUCGUAAACAGUCGUUUCUGAGGAGGGAGAGUCAAAAAAUAGCGAUUUGCGAGGGAAAUGAUUACGAUUUCUUUAAAAAGCUCAUCAAAAUAUAUUAGAAAAUAGCAGCCUCCUCCGUGAAAUCCUUGAGUGACCUUUGUCGCACAUUUAUCUCUUUUUGAAUGCAGGUAGCUCGUGAUUGACGCGACAGUUGCGUUGAUAAAACGACCAUAUAAAGUGUGUUUUACUUAAAUCAUUAAUUAUUUUUGCCCAUCAGAAUACCUGGUAAACCAAGUGGUUCAUUUAAUGUUAUUGUAAUAAAUAUGUGCAAAAAACUGAAAUAUUGUUCUAAUACAAGUGACCGAAAUGUUGAAUGAUUUCCAAUUAAGAAUCUAAUUUAAUUCGUAAUCGGAAAUUAAUCAAUUGCUCUCUCUCUCUCUCUCUCUCUCUCUCUCUCUCUCUCUCUCUCUCUCUCUCUCUCUCUCUCUCUCUCUCUCUCUUACCGAUUAACAGUUCCGUAACCAGAUCCGAAUCUCUCCUAAAAUCUCAUCACUCGUUGGUAGUCAUAAGGUCUACCAUUCAGUAAUUUUUUUAGGCUGGACGAAGUACUCACGAUUUUGUCCGUACCACUUCCCAAGCCGUAAGUGAAAAAAUAAUUAAGCAACACUAUGUUGCUACGGCACAGACUUUAAAAACAUAUUUAUUAUAAGCCUUGUUACUGAAUUUAUUAUCUAGAAGAAAUUGAUUAAUGAAGAAAAGGGAUUUCUACAUAUUCUAGCUGAGUAACAAUAAAAAUAUACGCUUAUAUAUUCAACAUUUUUCUUGAAUUUGGUUAUUUUAUAAUAUUGAUACGUGAAGGUUAUGUUCUAAAAUCUGAUUAUAAUGUUAUUAAUUAUCCAUGUAAAUGUUUUUGUGAGUUGAAUGGCGUUUUUUCCUACCAGGAUAAGAAGGAAAUGGUUUUAAAUUGUAUAAUUUGUUGGUUCAUUUUCAAGUCCAAAAAGGUUACUACACAACAAAUUUGUUUUGACUAGACAUAAUUGUGAUUAAAUCAUAUGAUCUCCGUAUUUCCCGUAUUCAAAAGUGAUUGAUUUUUUUUAAGAACUUAAGAUUAUUAUAUCAUCAUUAAUAAAUUUUGAAAAAUA